This is a messenger RNA of Trichosurus vulpecula (common brushtail), 1460 nucleotides long. Its product is annotated as tubulin delta chain-like. Gene Ontology annotation, molecular function: GTP binding; structural constituent of cytoskeleton. The transcript has 10 exons. The record is from RefSeq and is a predicted model, not a curated record. The coding region runs from base 1 to 1260 and encodes 419 amino acids. NCBI's taxonomy places the organism in Eukaryota, Metazoa, Chordata, Mammalia, Diprotodontia, Phalangeridae. Gene Ontology annotation, biological process: mitotic cell cycle; microtubule cytoskeleton organization. Gene Ontology annotation, cellular component: microtubule; cytoplasm.
AUGUCUACUGUUUGGCUUCAAGUUGGACAAUGUGGCAACCAGAUAGCUCAGGAGUUGUGGCACAUCCUAGGCCUCGUAAACGGGUCCUGUGGAAAAAUAGAUAGGAAUCCCUUCUGCUCCCUGGAUGGAAAGCUCAGUGCUAUCUGUGUGGACAGUGAAUCCAAAGUGAUAAAGAAAAUGCAGAAACAAGUGAAGAAAGGUUUAUUCCGGGAAUCGAAUCUAAUAAUUGGAAAACAGGGAAGAGGGAAGAAUUGGGCAUGUGGCUACUACAAUAAGCCUUUGAAUUGUGAAGACAGCCUUCUGUACAAGACGAUGGAGAGGCUUCGGAAGGAAGUGGAACUCCGGGAUUGCUAUAGUGGGACCGUGCUUUUUCACAGCCUAAGUGGUGGCACAGGAGCAGGUCUUGGCUCUCAUCUUUGUGAAGAAAUCAGAGAUGAGUAUCCCUUAGGACAGAUUCUGUCUGUGACGGUGGCCCCUUAUCAGACUGGCGAGUGCCCUCUUCAACAUUACAACAUUCUGUUGUGCCUUUCUUGGCUUCAGAGGUACACAGAUGGCAUCUUCCUGUUCCACAAUGAUGAUGUCCUGAGGAGAACAAUAGCCAGCAUGGGGAAAAAGAAUAUGCGGGAGCCCAGGGUGUCCCUGUCUAGCAUGAACACCUAUAUUGCAGAUUGUGUGGCAGGACUCUUGUACCCUGUCAGCAAUUUCCAGCCGACCAGUGGUCUGAACAUAGGAGUAGAACCCUGGGAGUUGCUGCGGUCUGUCUGCCCUAUGCCAACCAUGAAAUUUCUGCAUGUCGCUCAAACCAGUACCAGAGGCCAGGUGUUUUGGGACAGCAUGGUCUCAUCCGUGACGCGCUUCUUGGCUCCUGAGUCAAGUACCGGUCGCCCUCAUUAUAGUACUUCACUGCUGUCUGUGGCCCGCAGUAACCACUGCUCCUUGAUCCAACCUCAGAGCUCUGCAAUGAAGAGGCUGCAGCGAGCCUAUGGCUGUGUAUCCUGGAACCCAUUCCCUCUCUCUCUUUGGACAGCUUCCUAUGACAUGAGGGAUCUGACUGGUCAGAAGCACUCACUUACUGUCUGUGCCAACCAUAGCAGCAUCAUAGACCUGCUGAAACACACACUGGAGAAAGCACAAAAAAUGUACUCAGCCAAGGCAUAUACCCACUGGUACAAGCAAUAUGGCUGUGAGGGGAAAGAUUUCGAGCAGGCUUUUGAUACUCUCUCCUCGGUGAAAGCUGAGUAUUACAGCGCAGGAGAAUGAGUGACAAUUCUCAGAGAAGCCUUGUGCAGCGUUGGAUGUCCCAUUGAAUGGACUGAACUGAAGCCAGAGGGUUAAAUGAUUCCCAUAGGUUAAAUGAUUCCCCAGAUCUCAAAGAAAGCUCCUGAUUUCCACCCAUCUUGGAAAAAAAGUACCCAUUCUUCUUCUGCUUUUAAUAGCUCAGAAAGGAAAUGACUACUUCA